This is a messenger RNA of Magnusiomyces paraingens, 276 nucleotides long. RefSeq lists its product as uncharacterized. NCBI's taxonomy places the organism in Eukaryota, Fungi, Ascomycota, Dipodascomycetes, Dipodascales, Dipodascaceae. The record is from RefSeq and is a predicted model, not a curated record. The coding region runs from base 1 to 276 and encodes 91 amino acids. The transcript is spliced from 3 exons. Gene Ontology annotation, cellular component: U6 snRNP; U4/U6 x U5 tri-snRNP complex; P-body. Gene Ontology annotation, biological process: mRNA splicing, via spliceosome; maturation of SSU-rRNA. Gene Ontology annotation, molecular function: RNA binding.
AUGUCAUCGUCAGAACCCCUAUCACCACCUUCUCAGGCUGAACCCGAAUCUAAGCAGCGUUACGAUCCCUCGUCAUUUCUUCACGAAAUCACUGGGAAUAAUGUUAUUGUCAAGUUGCAUUCCGGCAUUGAGUAUCACGGACGUCUGCAAUCCGUGGAUGGUUUCAUGAAUAUUGCUUUGGAAUCCACUAAGGAAGUAAUUAACAAAAAAGAGAUUAUGGACUGGGGCGAUGUAUUUUUAAGAGGCCAUAAUGUGAUUUACAUUUCAGCAGCAUGA